This is a messenger RNA of Cherax quadricarinatus, 10990 nucleotides long. Its product is annotated as stromal membrane-associated protein 1. The record is from RefSeq and is a predicted model, not a curated record. Gene Ontology annotation, cellular component: cytoplasm. Gene Ontology annotation, molecular function: metal ion binding; GTPase activator activity. Lineage: Eukaryota; Metazoa; Arthropoda; Malacostraca; Decapoda; Parastacidae.
CUUAUACUCCGCCAUAUUUGCUGCUGCUGCUGCUGCUACAGUGUUGUUGACACCGCCAGUCUGGGGGAAAUGUCUACAUUAUCCGAGAGGGAGAAAAACAAGUUGGUGCAGGAAAAAUGCCAGAGUAUCCUCUCAGAUCUACUCAAAGACGAAGAUAACAAGUACUGCGUGGACUGUGACGCCAAAAGUCCAAGAUGGGCAUCGUGGAACCUUGGUAUUUUCUUAUGUAUACGAUGUGCUGGAAUUCACCGCAACUUGGGCGUUCACAUAUCUCGAGUUAAGAGUGUCAACCUCGAUACAUGGACGCCUCAGCAAGUUGCGUGUAUCCAGCAAAUGGGAAACAGCCGAGCUCGGGCUGUAUAUGAAGCUAACAUUCCAGACAGUUUUCGACGACCACAAAUGGACACUGCAUUAGAGCAGUUUGUUAGGGCAAAAUAUGAAGCCAAAAAAUAUAUUGCACGAGAAUGGGUACCACCCCCCAUGCCGAAUCCUACUUGGGACUUGGAACUAGAAAAGCAGUUACGGAAAAAGAAGCGAGAAAAGGCCAGUGGGACAGUAGAAUUGCCUUCUACUAUCAGUGGCCGUAGCAACACAAGAGGCUCCAGUGUCUCCCCCAAACCUUUGCCAAAAGCGCCUGGGAGUAAAAGCUCGUCUCCUUCCCCAUCCACAUUGGCUAAAAAUGCCACGUCCUCGGCCAAGGCAACCACCACUACAACCACCACCACCAGCAGUGCAACACAAGAUCUUUUAGGACUUGAUGCCUUGUCAACAAAUGGAACGACUAGCGAUAAUGCUGAUCCCUUUGGAGAAUUCCUGGCAGCACCAGCCAGUCAGUCCAGCAGCAUUAGUAGUGCACCCAGCAUAGCCUCCUCUAUUCCACCUACUACAGGUGAUUCAACUAAGGCUGAUGAAGAGAACUUCUUUAACCAGAAGUUACCUGAGGGUGGCACAGAUAAGUUGACUAAAGACUCUAUCCUUGCUCUGUAUGGCCAGGCUCCUGCACAACCUCAACCGGCAAGCAUAUUUGGUGUUCCUAGCAAUGUAUAUAUGGCAGGGCCGCCUCCUGGACAAUCUAUGGGACAACCCCCUCCUGUAAUGCAGAAUGGUGCACUGAUGUCACAGCAACAACAAAAUGUGAUGUUUAUGACUCAGGCUGGUAUACCAGGAGCAGCUGGUGUUCCUAACCCUUUCUUUGCCAAUGGAAUGCCUCAGGGUCUGCCCACAGCUAUACAGCUUUCAGCAGCAAAUCCAUUUGCUCAGAUACAGUCUCAGAUGGCAGGUCUCAACAUUGGUGCCCAAACUCCAGUAAUGGGCCAGGUUCAUAAUUUGGGAGGCGUGACCACGAUGGUGGGAGGGAUGAGUGUUGGAAGUGUGUCUGCCAGCCCGGUCACUGGCAGUAUUCCCCAGCCAAUGUCUGGCCCAGCUACGACUGCUGGCCUCGGAAUGGGUACCACCACCCUGGCCACUAAACUUUGGCAAUAACUAGGGUGUUAUUUAGGACAGAGUAUUAUCACAUCAACCUAAUUUUGUGGUGCUACACAGUGGACUGUGAUGAGCAAAGGCUAGGUAUUGCAGCAGGUGAGUGGUUGGGAGACCUCUGUGAUGAGCUGAGUAUGGAAUACAAAGGAUAAUAGACCAUGCUGAGAGUGUUGCUGUGGUGGGUUGUAAAUAAAUAACCUACAUUGAGUUUUUUUAUUGUUACACAUUCGAGAAAGAGAUACACAGUUUUUUCCCAUUAUCCAUUUUAAUAGAGGGCUCUUGAGAGGUUUACAAGAAUCAUACAUUGAUGCAAGCUGGCCAGUUUGUUGCUUAAUAUGUUCAGUAUAAAGAAUUAUAUCGCUGAAUAAAGUGAAAUUGAAUUACAUGUCAUUGAUGCUUAGUUCUUUUUCAAAUAUGAUUAUAUAAUUUCUCAUUAAUGUAAGAAAACAAGUAUUCAUAAUAAUCUGCUGUCUUAUUGUAAGAUUGUUCAUUUUAGGCUCAUCAAUUCAUUUUUCUUACAUUUGGCUGCACAGGCAUUGCUAGUUAAUUCUGGAAAUACUUUCUUACCAAACUGAAAGAAACAGUAUUGGAUAAUAGUGAAAGCACUGUAUAUCACCUGUGUAUCAAAGAAGACAAACACUCGUUUCACUGGUUAUUAUUCCCUAUAGAUUAUGAAGCCUUAAGGAGAAAUUAGUUAAAAUAGACUGCAUUUUUGUAUUGUUGAUAUUGUACUUUUGAAGAAAGUGAAGAAUUCAUUUUUUGAAAUAUAUUAUGCAGUAUCCCUGUUUCAAGGAAACUAUUGCUCCUUGCUUUUACAUUUGUAUUAACCAUGCUCUCUCCAAAUAGUAGAUUUUGACAAAGUAUUAUAUUAUGUUGACCCUGGCUGGGUUUCCAUUUUUGACAUUUGGUUCUUCAUUCUUUGGGUUUUUUGUUGCUGAGGUGCAACUGAUCAUGGGUCGUUUUUCUCAUUUUUAGUAGUUUAAUAGCAGUAAUGUCCAGUUAAAAAAGUUGGUCCUUAAUCUGUUGGAAUGCUAUUACAAGGUAUGUCUGCCAAAAAUUGAACUGGUAUGUCAAUGGUUCUGUAUAUGAGAAUGUGGAUUGGUAAAUCAUUUUGUGUUGAGGUGCUAUAUGGUUUGGAGAGUGCAUGGGCCUUACAUGUUAUACAUUAUUACUUAUAAUAUUGCCAUCUGUAUUUCAUUUGCAUUGAGUAUGUCAGGGAAAAAAUUAUGCCUCCAUUCCUGUAAUCCUAUCAGAAUUUAUAUUGUAUUUUGUAGUACAAAAAAUAAUCCCAAGUAAAUUCUAGUCAUGGAAAUUGAAUUUCCAUCUGUUAAAAGACAAAAUAGCUGUGACAGUUUUUCUCUCAUAUACCUGGUAGUAAGAUUCAUUUUAUAAGUUGGAUCACAGAAAAUUUAUUUUAUCAGAGACUUGCCCAGAUUGCUCAGAUAUUAGUAUGCAGUAAACUGCUAAACGUGUAACAAUACUCAUAUCUUUUUCUUCUGCUGUGUAUUUGUAAAGACUUGACUUGUGUAGAAGCUGUCAUUAAAAUCAACCGUAAUAUGUGAAUUUAUAGUCACCCUAAUGAGAAUUUUUUUUUAAUUUUUAUGCAUGUGAAGGAAACAAUUCUGAAUACUAGCAUUUUGGUUGAACAAUGAAAAGCUUAAGCAUUUUGGUACCUUCAUACUAGUAUGUGUGCAUAAAGUGAGGGAAUGAGUGAUGGGUGGGCAUAUUGUGGUUCAGUAGAUCAUUUGGAUUGUAAUGUCCAUGCACUUCUGAAAAGAUAGCUAGGGAGUAAAUUAUGGUGAUUGUGUUUUUCUUUGGGCCAUUUUUGCCUUGGGAAUUGGCUGAUGUGUUCAAGUGGAUGAAACAGUAUUUUGAUGGAUGGGAUUAUAUAUAAUGACAUGAAAUACAAGUGAAUUUGGAACAAGUAAUCUCUUGGUUAACUGCAAUGUAGUAGUAGGGGGCUUAUAGACAGGGCAACUGCACUCUCCCUGUGGAAUCAACUUGGUUUUGGACCAGUCUUGUGAAGAGUGAAUUUGUCAUUGAACAUAGCUAUUAAUAUAUUAUUAUUUGUUCAAUCAGUGAUUUGCAUAUGAAAAUUUUCCUGUAUUUUUACCAGUCUGUAGGAUAAUUUGAAUUGAUAACAUGAAUAAACAGCAUUUCAAUUCUAGCCAGAGAUAAUGCUCUAUAUGCAUCCUAAAUUUUAAUAUUCAUACUAGAUUUUUCCAAACUGUCCUAUCAAAAAUAUAUCACAUUGUUUACAAGGGAUCAGCAAAUUUUCUAAUAACAAACAGUAAAGUAAAUGUGUGUUGCUUACAUGUUUACAUUUAAGCAUAUGUGAGCAGUACUUGGAAAAGAGACAGGAACUGUUUAUUGCAUUUAUGAAUUUCAAAAUGGCAUUUGAUGGGUAAAUAGGGAAAUAUUGUGACUGCAGUUCAAUUAUAUAGAAAAGGUGGAAAGUUGUGUAGUUUUAAAAAUAGGUUAGAUAAAUACAUGAGUGGGUGUGGGUGGAUGUGAGUUGGACCUGACUAGCUUGUGCUGCUGGGUCUGGUGCAGUGCUCCAUCCUUGAGUGGAGAUGAUCAGACUGGGUGGGUCAUUGGGCUACUCCGGGGGGGGGGGGUCAUUGGUCUAAUUCAGGGGGAGACAUGGACCUGCUCUGCAUGGGUCAGUAGGCCUGUUGCAGUGCUCCUUCUUUCUUAUGUUCUUAUUAUUUUUAUGAGGAGAUAGUCUCAGGUUAGUGACUUGUUCUCCCUUUCCUUGGAUCAAACCCAGUUGCCUCAUUCCCUAGACACUGUAUGACCCCUACAGAUUUAUGUGUUCCCCUAAAUAUAUAAAGUUAGGGUAUAUAAGAGAAUUUUCUCCAUGGGGAAGUGGAACAGAAUUCUUCCUCCGUAAGCCAUGCAUGUUGUAAGAGGCGACUAAAAUGCUGUGAGCAAGGGGCUAGUAACCCCUUCUCCUGUAUAUAUUACUAAAUAUAAAGGGAGAAACUUUUGUUUUACCUUUUGGGUCACCCCACCUCAGUGGGAUACGGCUGGUGCGUUGAAAGAUGAUGAUGAUAUAAGAGAAUUUCUAGGAAGGAAUUUUUUGGCAUUAGUACAUUUUGCACAAUAACCUGUUUUCCUAAAAUGAAUAAAAAAAGCACUGGACUCCUGUCCAAUAAAUAUAGGAUAUUUAUGCUGUUCUAUUUUGGGCUUGAAGUUUCCUCAUAUGUUCUGUAUAAGUUGUUAAAACCUUUGCGAGACACCAAAUAAGCACAUCCCAGUGAUACUGAUAAUUUUUGUUAUCAGUUUCUCUUCGCUAAGAUAUGAUUUUUUAAAAUAUUCACAAUAAAAUAUUUUAGAUCUUCAAGGAGGUUAGAGAUAUUGCCAUUACAGUGUAUAGAAAUACUAAUUCUCAAAUUUCCAUUUCUGUUGAGUUCUACAGUUCAUUUUCUUGCACAAAGCUUUAUUGAUGAACAUAUAUAGGGUUUGUAAGUUGAAUAAAUUCUUAGUAAACUUAUCAGAUUCACUAAUAAAGAACUCAGGACUCUGAGAAAACCAAAAUACAUUACGUUUAACUCAUUUUUGGUGGUUCACAUAAUAAUGCAUAUAGCAGCAUAUGAUUAUAGGUUUUCAAUAAACAUUAAAUAUAAAGAAGACCUAUCAUUUCUAUAGAUAUUUUUGUUCAUGAAUUGAUUAACUCAGUCAUUUCAUAAUAUAAUUGUGACUGCUUUGAGAGUUCUACUCACAGCCUGGCCAUGGAAGGAUACAAUAUAUUGACACUUAGGGGGCUUCACAUCUUUCCAUACAUGAACAAAGACAGAGUACAUAAUCAACAUAUCAACCAUUUGACAUUAGUUGGGGAAAUUUAAAAAAAAACUGAUAUAAAAUAUUCCAGUAUUGUACACAUUACUUAAUACAGUUGAGAAGGAAUUUCCAAUGGCCAUAGUCAAUUUCUGAAAGUGCUGUAGAAAUUUUCAUUAAUCAUGUAAUAGAUUACAAUAUAGUUUUAUCAGUUCUAUGACUAAAUUGACAUCCUAGGGAAAAUAGUGUUGUGGAAGUUCUCCAGCAAAAAAUUUUUUGAGUGUUCACAUGGAACCUUGAUAAACACAAACCUACCUCAUGGCAAACAUUUAAGUUGAUGUCUGUGGCCAUGGAGGAAAGACAUGAUUUUCUUGUUGGUCCUCUCUGUAAAAUAUACAUUUACAGGUGCAAGAAGUCCUCUCAUUAGUCUUUUCUGCAUUCAUCUUUCAGAGCACAUUUCAGUUGCAAUCCUUAACUUGUUCAAAUUUUAGUAGAAAUGUGUUCAGCUGAGGCUUGAUAGUCUUGUUCAAGGUAAUGAAACUGGAGACAUUACUGAUAAAACAUAUUUGAUGCAUUUCUUACUUUAUAAUGGGGAUCAUUAUAAUAGAUUUUCCGAAUGUUUAAUGCAACAUUACUGUGAUUAUUUUAAGGAUAUUUAUACUGUGUUACCAUCAGAGUGAAUACCACACGUGAGAAUCUUCCUUAGUUGUGAUAGGAGAAAUAUUGUGUUUCAGAUGAAAGGACUUGCCUAUAAUUUACAUCCUUAUGAAAUAAGUGCAUUAAUAAAAUUAGUUGUGUAACAUAAAAAAGAAGUCACAGUACCAUGGCUGGAAUAAGUUACAAAUAACAAACACUUAGAGAAGAAACUUAAUUGAUAUUUUUAAAUCCACCCUGGACUAUAGUCAAGUCGACAUGACUCACGAAAUCGUAAUGACACGGUUGCAAACAAACCAUACCAGGAGCGGGGAUAGAACCCACGAUCUGAGUCAUAAAACUCCAGAUUGACGCGCUAGCCACUGGCUAGCACAUUAGUCUGGAGUUUUAUGACUCUCAGAUCGCGGGUUCUAUCCCCACCCGUGGUAUGGUUUCUAUAGUCAAGUCACUUGAUUAUGGCCCAAGAUGAACCAGAACAUUGACAAAAUUUUGUUUCAGCGUGCAGGUUAUUUGUGAAUUUCUAGAAUUAUUUGUGUUAGCUUCCUUCAUAUGUUCAGUGCCCAACAACUUGCCUGGUGCUUUUAGUACAGAAGCAUAACACUUGUACUUUGCAAUAUCAUUUGUAAAUAUGAGUCAUUUUAUUUGAUCUAUGAAUGUGGGGGUAUGAGUGUGGGUGGGUGUGUGUGUGUGUUGUGUAUGUACUGUGUAUAUAAAUUAGUAAAUACAUUUCUUGGAAUUAAAAACACUGUUUAUGCUUUUCCUUUAUGUUGCAGUCUAAGCUGUUCAUUGCUCAUCCACUUUUAAUGUCUAGCCAGCUCCUUUUUUUCUCCAUACAUGAGUUAUGUUGUCACAAAUCAUUAUCAGUUUGCUUACUAAAUUUUAUACAUAGUUGUUCUGUGAACUUUAAUAGAGAAGUAAUCAUCCCAAUGAACAAGGUUUUGGAGGCAUCAAUUUACAACCCCAUUAGAUCAAGAUAGGUGGCUCAUUCAUCAUGCCAGUAUUUGUUAGAGGCAGUGCAAAAAUGGUCUCAAAUUAUAUUACAUAAAGUAGACUUUAUUUCACAAAAUUGGCUUUAAAUUAUAUCAAGUGCAUACCACAGAAAUGGUCUCAAAUUAUAAUGAGAGAAUACAACAAAAAAAAUUAUCCUCUAUUCAUUGAAGAAGAAAUUUUCCAUUACAUUACCUAAAUGGUUAACUCGAACUGGGUACCGUAAAUCCACAGAAUAGUAUUAGUAAUGGUGAACUAUAAAUUCAUGCAUAAUCUUAAUUUUUAAUUUUAUUAAUACUAAUCAGUAUUCACAUACACAUUUUGUAGCACUCACAGCUUAAUGCACCUCAAAAACAUCUUUACUAGACAUUGUUAUUGAUAAUUGUAAAAAUCUUGUCAAGAUAUUUGAAUCUGGGACAGAUAACCAUGAAAUCUUAUUUCCAGAUGUUAGGUACUGACACAGAUGAAAAAAUAAAUGAAAGCAUGAAUAUAAGGUAAUUUAUCUCAGCUUUCUCUAUUCUCCAGCCAAUGUCCUCAGUGAGAUUUUAUAAAAAAUUUGUACAAAAUGGAUAGUAUGAUGUGUGAAUAUCACAUGUGCUGAACAACUUGCAAUGUUGGAUGGUUAUUUAUAGAAACAAAGCAAGAAAAUGUAGAAGAAAUAUAUAUUAUGUACAAAAUUAAUUAAAAAUGUUUUACAUAGUACUGGACAAUGUGAUAAAAAUGACCGUAAUUGUAGGAAAGACGUAAGUGUCUCUUCUGCUCUAGUUCUUUUGACAGAGCUGCCCAAGCCUUAUAGGUUUAGUGUCUUUAAUAUAAUUUCUUUUCGCAUCCUUGACAAAAGACCUUUUACUUAUGUAAUACAGAGUCGCUCGAUUCCAUUAAUCAACUGGAGAUUUAAAAUUUUCUUCCAUCAAUACUUUUUCUAAGAACAGGCAAGAAGACUAAUGAUAUUAUUUAUCGUGUGCAAAAAAAAUAUAUUUAGUAAAUUAUUCACAUCACUAGGAACACUAAUGCUUCAACUUGUAUUUUUAAACCAUUGUAUUAUAUUGUCUCUAAUAACUUGUAUUUUUUUGUAGUAUGGUUCAAGUGAUAAUUAAAAUCUUUCGACAGAAUUUUUUACUAUGCUAAUUAUGUACAAAAUUUGUAAAAGAGGACCACCUGGAAUGACAUGAAAACUAAUUAACUAAUAAAGUACAGUAACAUAAAUGGCAAUAAACAAAAGAAUUUAUCAAAUUACAAUAUAGAGAAUAAACAAAAGUGUUUAAACAUCACUAGUAAGAGUGAAUUGACAGAGAGACAGUAAAAUAGUAACUGAAACAAGUAUUGUAUAUUUUAGCCCUUCUCCAAGGUCCUCUUCAGAAAACAGAAUUAAUAUUGUUAUUUUUUUUAUCACUGGCUCUCUCACCAAGGCUGGGUUACCCAACUAAAAAAAAACUUCAUUGUUACUCAUCCAGUCACUGUCUUGCCAGAAGGGUACUGAUAUCACAGUUCGGAUGACCCUCCAGACUGCAACGUCCACACCUCUUGAGAGUUCAGGCAAUAUUUCUCACCUCCAGGAUUCAAGUUCAGCAAACAGGUUUUCCUAAAAUCCUUCCUAAGUGUUACCUUGCUCACACUCCAACAGCAUGGCAAAUCAUAAAAAUCACUUGCCUCCACUCACUCCUAUCUAACAUGCUUACACAAGCUUGUUGGAUGUCCAAGCCCUAGCACUCAAAACCUCCUUUACUCCCUCCAGCUUUUUCUUUAAUGACUCCUACCUCUACUACCCUCCACCUCCAGAUUUAUAUGCUCUUCUAGUCAUCCUAUUUUUCUCCAUCCUCUCAUGUCUGAACCACCCCAAACCCUCCUCAGCCCCUCUGAAUAAUACUUAUGGUAAUGCCACACUUUCUUCUAAACUCCAAAUUCUCUGCAUAUUAUUCACAUUCCCCGCCUCCCUACAAAAUUUAAAAUCUAUGCUUCACACCCUUACAACAGUGUUGGUACCACUGUACUUAGGCACAUUCCCUUCUCCUCCCCCUCCCCACUUCUUUUUUUUUAAUUCAGUCAUCUCCCACCAAGGUAAGGUUACCCAGAGAAAAGGAAGCACAUUCACUGUCACUCAUUCAGUUGCUGUCUUGCCAAAAGUGUACUGACAUCAUGAUUCAGAUCACCUUUCAACUGCAACAUUCUAAGCUUUCCCUCAGAGUGCAGGCACUGCUCUUCCCACCUCCAGAACUCUAGUCCAGCUAACUGAUUUCCCUGAAUCCCUUCAUAAAUGUUGCUCUGCUCUCUCCAUCAUCAUGUCCAUUAUUACUUAUUUUUUAACACCAACCAUCCCCUACUGAGGUAGGAUAACCUGAAAAAGAAGGAACACUUUCAUCAUCACUAUCUUGCCAGAGGUGUGCCAAAACUACAGUUCAAAACUGCAGAUAUCUCCAUCCCAUCCAUCAAAGUGCAGGCACUGUACUUCCCACUUCCAUUAUUAUUAUUAUUCUUUCUUUCAACACACCAGCCGUAUCCCACCGAGGUGGGGUGGCCCAAAAGGAAAAACAAAGUUUCUCCUUUCACAUUUAGUAAUAUAUACAGGAGAAGGGGUUACUAGCCCCUUGCUCCUGGCAUUUUAGUCGCCUCUUACAACACGCAUAACUUACGGAGGAAGAAUUCUUUUCCACUUCCCCAUGGAGAUAAGAGGAAAUAAACAAGAACAAGAACUAGUAAGAAAAUAGAAGAAAACCCAGAGGGGUGUGUAUAUAUAUAUGCUUGUACAUGUAUGUGUAGUGUGACCUAAGUGUAAGUAGAAGUAGCAAGACGUAUCUGAAACCUUGCAUGUUUAUGAGACAGAAAAAACCAGCAAUCCUACCAUCAUGUAAAACAAUUACAGGCUUUCAUUUUACAUUUACUUGGCAGGAUGGUAGUACCUCCCUGGGCGGCUGCUGUCUACCAACCUACUACCUAGUUCCAUUAUUAUUAUUUUUUUUUUUUUUCAACAAGUCGGCUGUCUCCCACCAAGGCAGGGUGACCCAAAAAAGAAAGAAAAUCCCCAAAAAGAAAAUGCUUUCAUCAUCAUUCAACACUUUCACCACACUCACACAUUAUCACUGUUUUUGCAGAGGUGCUCAGAAUACAACAGCUUAGAAGCAUAUACGUAUAAAGAUACACAACAUAUCCCUCCAAACUGCCAAUAUCCCAAACCCCUCCUUUAAAGUGCAGGCAUUGUACUUCCCAUUUCCAGGACUCAAGUCCGACUAUAUGAAAAUAACCGGUUUCCCUGAAUCCCUUCACUAAAUAUUGCUCUGCUCACACUCCAACAGAUCGUCAGGUCCCAAGUACCAUUCGUCUCCAUUCACUCCUAUCUAACAUGCUCACACACGCUUGCUGGAAGUCCAAGCUCCUCGCCCACAAAACCACCUCUAUCCCCCCCUCUCCAACCCUUUCAAGGACAACCCCUACCCCGCCUUACUUCCCCUAUAGAUUUAUAUGCUUUCCAUGUCAUUCUACUUUGAUCCAUUCUCUCUAAAUGACCAAACCACCUCAACAACCCCUCGUCUGCCCUCUGACUAAUACUUUUAUUAACUCCACACCUUUUCCUAAUUUCCACACUCCGAAUUUUCUGCAUAAUACACCUACCAUCCAACUUACGACCGAGUUCGGUUCCGAGAAACUGGUCAUAAGUCGAAAUGGUCGUAAGUCGAACUUUACUACUGAAUAUCAACAUAACAUUUUUGUAAUGACUUUAUUUUAUUGUUUUAUUUUGGUAUUUCAUGUUUUACUUUACUUUUUAUCCUGUUAGUACUGUAUUUUAUACUGUAAGGUUUAGGAUAAACACUGUGUACAACACAAAUAGUUGUUUAUUUCCCAGAAAUUUGGCAUAAAAAACAUGGUCGUAAGUCGAGUGGUCGUAAGUCAAGCAGGUCGUAAGUCGGAUGGUAGGUGUAUUUACACCACACAUUGCCCUUAGACAGGACAUCUCCACUGCCUCCAACCGUCUCCUCGCUGCUGCAUUUACCACCCAAGCUUCACAUCCAUAUAAGAGUGUUGGUACUACUAUACUUUCAUACAUUCCCUUCUUUGCGUCCAUAGAUAACGUUUUUUGACUCCACAUAUAUCUCAA